AUGGAUAUUGACCCCGAUGAUGAAGAGAUGAUAUUGUUUUGGGUACUUACCGCUGUUGUAAUAGCAGUAGAAAAGUAUCACAAACUUUUCCUCAAAAAACAACCUUAUCGACUUGAGGGUAAUCGUGGAUGGAUUGAGACAGAGAGAAUAAUUGGUGCUUCCGACAGGACUUGUAGAGAUAUAAUAACAAUGAGUAGAAGGUCUUUUUUUACCUUAUGUCAAAGGCUACAAGAUGGUGGCCUUCUGUAUCACACGAACUCAGUUCGAGUGGAAGAACAAGUGGUCAUGUUUUUAUUUACAAUUGCCCACAAUGUUAAGAAUCGAGUUAUGAAGCUGCAUUUUGGACACUCUGGUGAGACAGUAAGUCGGUAUUUAAACAAAGUAUUACAUGCAAUUCUUAAAUUGUACCCAGUGUUACUGACCCCUCCAAGUACCACAACCCAUGAAAAAAUAUUGAAUAACCCAAUAAGCUACUACCCCUACUUCAAGGAUUGCAUUGGAGCCAUAGAUGGGUCACAUGUACCAGCUUGGGUUCCAGUUGCUGAUCAUUGUAAGUUUCGUGAUAGGAAAGGACUUAUAUCUCAAAAUAUUUUAGCUGCAUGCGAUCAUGGUAGAAGGUUUACAUACAUACUAUCUGGUUGGGAAGGAUCUGCAUCAGAUUCUAGAAUAUUAGAGGAUGCCAUUCAUAGACAGGGUGACAGCAAGUUAGUGGUACCUACAGGUAAAUUUUAUCUAGUUGAUGCUGGGUUUGCCAACAAAACUGGAUUCUUGAGACCGUAUCGUAAUGUUAGGUACCAUUUAAAGGAGUGGAAGAAUUCAAACUUGUCACCAACAAAUAAACAGGAAUUGUUUAAUCUGCGACAUUCUAAGCUACGAAGCGUUAUUGAACGGGCAUUCUCUAAUUUGAAGUUAAGGUUCAAGAUAUUGAAGGCUCAAGCGGAAUACCCAUUUAGGACUCAAGUAAAAAUUAUUCAAGCAUGUGUUCUACUUCAUAACCAUAUCCUUACACAGCACAGUAUUGAAGAAGAAGAUGAGUGGUUAGAUGCAGAUGAGAGAGCUGCAGGGCCUAGUUCUACUGUUCAACCAAACCAACAAAUUGAUGAUGAUGAUGAUGAUGAUGAAGUUGAGGAUGAUUACAGUGGGGAAGCCUUUAAUGUUGAUCAACUCAGAGAAGAAAUAGCUGACAACAUGUGGGUUGCCUGGAUGACAGGCGAUAUGGAUGAUGAAGAAACUUCUACUUCUGCUGAUGGUUAA
Telopea speciosissima is the source of this 1254-nucleotide messenger RNA. Its product is annotated as putative nuclease HARBI1. The coding region runs from base 1 to 1254 and encodes 417 amino acids. Lineage: Eukaryota; Viridiplantae; Streptophyta; Magnoliopsida; Proteales; Proteaceae. The record is from RefSeq and is a predicted model, not a curated record. The transcript has a single exon.